CAAUAUACAGAGUUGGUAACAUAUGUUGAUACUAUUGGGACCCAACACAUGAUUCCAAGUUUGUCCCGCUUUUCUUCGAACAAGUUCGAAUCUUUUUUCUUCCCGCCCGCCUAUAAUAUUAUUAUAGAAUAUCAUCAAUAUUAUAAAGUUUUAUCAAAUAUGCCGAUACAAAAAAUCGUAAUGAAGAAAAACGUGAUGAUAACACAUUUUCAUACGUUUGGAAGACCUAAAUAUUUUGUAUUUCUGGCCAACCAGACUGAUAUAUUUUUCAUGCCUGGUUCAAAUCACAGUAAAGUCAGGGUUGAUAUGUGGUGUGGAAUGCACUGCGCAUUUGCACAUCAAAUUGUUCAAAAUAUAACUCUAUACUUGUUUGACAAAUGGAAACGCCUGAAUGAAACUUGGCAAAUAAAUCAUGUUGCAAUUCCGGAUUUUCCGGAAAAAGAGAGCAUCAUAAAUCUGGGCAUUGUUAUUUAUAGAGAAGCAGAUGUUACUUAUAUUGAGAAUGUCGAUUCUGAUGCACGUAAAAUUAAAGUUAUUCACUUCAUAGCUCAGAAAGUAAUACAGGAAUGUUCUUAUUAUGAAAAUCCUCUUUGGCCGUUAUCCUCUCUGUUAAAUGAGGCUAUUGUCACAUUUCUUGGAUUAUAUGUCACCAAUCAGGCUAUUCCAAGUACUCGGAUGAUGGACUUGUUUGUGGUACAAUUUCAACAAGAAUCCCUUCAUUUCGAUACUGAAUAUAAUACAUCACUUUAUAAUACAUCAUUCAACAUUUCUUUUGAACAUUACAGUUACAUUAAAGUACCCGGCAUAUUGCGUAGAUUACAAAAACUGAUUACUAAAGAGAUAUUUUGGCAGAGUAUCCGUAUAUAUGUAAAGGACAACAAGCCAACUCUUAACUAUUUUGGUGAAAUUAUGAAGAAUCUUUCGUACAAUCAAAAGUCUACAUACAAGUCUACAUACAAUUUAACUCGUAUAAAGGAACUAACCACUAUGCUGCUCAAGUCUCCAAUAAAACGAAUAUAUUAUACUGUAAUGGAAGUAGUACGAGAUUAUAAAACUUAUUAUUAUUCUAUUAAACCGAUAAAAAGGUUGAUAUCAAAUUUAAAUAAGUCGGCGGAUGAUUACAUAUCGGAUUCUACAGAGUUGAAUAACUCUAUGAUAUAUAAUAUAGGACCGCCUGAGUUUCUGGUAUAUAAUUCAAAAGAAACUGGAUAUUAUCGAGUCAAUUACGAUAUCGAGAACUGGCGAAGAAUUACAAAUUAUCUAAAUUCUAAAAAUUAUAAUGAAAUACAUGUUUUGAAUCGUGCUCAAAUUAUCGAUGACGCUUUCCACUUAAUGAUAACAAACCAACUUAAUUCCACUGUAUUCUGGAAUAUUACAAAAUAUCUAUCACAAGAAACAGACUACGUGGCAUGGUAUCCUAUGUUCAAAGCUUUAGAAUAUCUGUCCAAUAUCUUUCUAUUUCAUGAAAAAAUAUAUUUUGAUAUCAAGGUGAAAGUGCUAAUCUUACUAAACAAGUUGCUUGAUUCACUUAAAUACAAUGAACUUGAUUCUAAUGAACACGAUCUUACAAAGAGUUUGAGAAUGGAGGCUGCGAAAUGGGCAUGUAAUCUUGAUGGUCGCAUAUGCAUAGAAACAGCCCAACAUAAAUUAAAUCGAUAUCUCGAAGAUCCCGAAAACAACACGAUUUUGCCAUGGUGGGAAGAAUGGACAUACUGUCAAGGUUUAAAAAUAUUAUACUAUUCUCUUGACAUUGAAGAUUCUCCUACCAAUAAAGAGUCUCCUUGGUGGAGAGUAUAUCAUCUGGGAAAAGAAAAAUUUAAAUCUAAACUUUUAAAAUUCCUCUCUUGCCCUGAGGAUUCAAAAUUUAUCAAACCAUAUCUUAAUCUAAUAAAAAAUGACAGUACAACAUCGAUUAUAUUUUUAAAAGAUUUUUCCGAUAAAGAUUAUAUUAAUUAUUUUCUUUUUACUAUCGCGAAGCAUGCAAGGAAUCCUGUAGUACUCGACUUCAUAUUAAAAGAACUUGAGAACAUAAGACCUAGACAAAUCAGCGAGUAUGCAACAUUAACUGUAAUUAUUAAUCAUGUGUAUUCCACACAUCAACUCGAAAAGAUAAACGACUUCUUCACAAAUAAAUUUUUUAACGUAACGCAAGUUCAAUUAAAUGAAUGUAAGAAGUUAUCGCCUUUAAAGGAAAGAAAUAUGAAAAUAAAGACAAGCAACAUCACACAAUCAGCAGUAUAUUUCAGAUGUAUGCAGCAACAUACUCCAAAUAUUGAAAGCAACAUACAAAUGCAAUAUAUUUCAAAUAUUGAAAGCAAGAUACAAAUGCGCUUUUUCGAAAUCAAAAGUCAACAGAAUUACUUUCAAAAUUUUGUCAAAUAUUCAGAGGGGUUUUUUCAGGAAAGCAACGCAUCAAUAAAUCCGUCUUGGUUAUGCUUAGUUUUGGGUAUUACGUUAUGCUAGUAACUCAUUAUCAUUACCGU
Camponotus floridanus (Florida carpenter ant) is the source of this 2483-nucleotide messenger RNA. RefSeq names its product aminopeptidase N-like. The record is from RefSeq and is a predicted model, not a curated record. Gene Ontology annotation, biological process: peptide catabolic process; proteolysis. The coding region runs from base 49 to 2463 and encodes 804 amino acids. Gene Ontology annotation, molecular function: zinc ion binding; peptide binding; metalloaminopeptidase activity. Gene Ontology annotation, cellular component: cytoplasm. NCBI's taxonomy places the organism in Eukaryota, Metazoa, Arthropoda, Insecta, Hymenoptera, Formicidae. The transcript has 12 exons.